Molecule: messenger RNA, 177 nt
Organism: Rodentolepis nana
Lineage: Eukaryota; Metazoa; Platyhelminthes; Cestoda; Cyclophyllidea; Hymenolepididae
Source: the annotation of a GenBank genome assembly
AUGGCAAACAAUGGACCUGAUUCAAAUGGAUCACAGUUUUUCAUCACCUAUAGUAAACAAACCAUGCUGGAUAUGAAGUAUUCAAUAUUUGGAAAGUUAGUUCAUCGUAAAUAUCUCAGUGUACUAUUAUUAUUAUUAAUAUUUCAAAUGGCAGCCGUCUUGAACAGUUAUCAUUAG